AUGAUGAACAUGGGUGGGCCAACCACCCUCCCCGAAGUUGGAGACUUCCUCUCUCGCCUGUUCCACGACCGAGACCUUAUUCAGCUACCCUGGCAGAAGCGUCUCGCUCCUCUCAUUGCUGGAAGACGGACACCGAAGAUUGUGGAGCAGUACCGCAAGAUCGGAGGAGGCAGCCCUAUUCUACGGUGGACCAAGCUGCAGGGUGCAGAGAUGUGCAAGCUGCUGGACGAGAUUCAUCCCGAGACGGCGCCUCACAAGACGUACGUAGCCUUCCGCUACGCUAGGCCUCUGACAGAGGAAGCUCUGGAUGAGAUGGCGGCCGAUGGAGUCCAGAGGGCAGUGGCAUUUACGCAGUAUCCACAGUACAGUUGCAGUACUACUGGCAGCAACCUGAAUGAGCUGUACCGGGAGAUCAUGAGGAGGAAGGAGAGGGGAGCGCCAGAGGGCAACAUCGACUGGAGCAUCAUCGACAGGUGGCCGACUCACGAGGGUCUCAUCGAAACUUUCACACAAAGAGUGCGGGAUGUACUCAACACGUAUCCCGAGGACGUUCGCGCCACUGUCCCUAUCAUGUUCUCGGCCCAUUCGCUGCCCAUGCAAAUCGUGUCUGGACGAGGCGACCCAUACCCAGCUGAAGUGGCUGCCACUGUGGCGGGAGUGAUGAGCCGACUGCGCUGGUCGAACCCAUACCGACUUACCUGGCAGAGUCAGGUUGGUCCCUCCGCUUGGCUCGGACCUCAGACGAGCGAUACGGUCAAGGGAUGGGCUAAGCAAGGCUACAAGGACGCCGUUGUGGUGCCGAUCGCCUUCACACAGGACCACAUCGAAACUCUUUACGAGCUCGACCAAGAGCUGGUAGAGGAAGCAGAGGAGCACGGCAUGACCCUAAAGCGAGCAGAGUCUCUCAACGACCACCCCCUCUUCAUCAAGGCGCUAGCAGACAUUGCCGCUUCGCAUCUGGACACCAUGGACGGUACCACUUCCACAGAAACGACCAGGAGCGGCGCAGUGGAGACGUGGAACCAGGGCAGAACGUCGAGGCAGAUGCAGAUCAGGUGUCCAGGAUGCAUCAACCCAGUGUGUGGAGAGCAGAAGAAGUUCUUUGCUGAUGGCACAGUGGGAGUUGGAGAAGAUCAGCUCAGAUCGUGA
Microstroma glucosiphilum is the source of this 1149-nucleotide messenger RNA. Its product is annotated as ferrochelatase. The record is from RefSeq and is a predicted model, not a curated record. The transcript has 3 exons. Gene Ontology annotation, biological process: heme biosynthetic process. NCBI's taxonomy places the organism in Eukaryota, Fungi, Basidiomycota, Exobasidiomycetes, Microstromatales, Microstromataceae. Gene Ontology annotation, molecular function: protoporphyrin ferrochelatase activity. The coding region runs from base 1 to 1149 and encodes 382 amino acids.